GGAGCGGUGCGGGCUGCGGGCGGUGCCCCGCGGCUGGAGGCCAAUGACGGCCGGGACCGUCACGGCUCCGCGUCACGCGGGCAGCCGCCAAGAUGGCGAAGGUCUCGGAGAUGUACGACGUGACCUGGGAAGAUAUGCGUGAUAAGAUGAGGAAAUGGAGGGAAGAAAACUACCGAAACAGUGAGCAGAUUGUGGAUGUUGGAGAAGAGUUAAUUAAUGAAUAUGCAUCUAAGCUUGGAGAUGACAUUUGGAUAAUAUACGAACAGGUGAUGAUUGCUGCCCUGGACUGCAGUCGAGAUGAUUUGGCACUGUUUUGUCUUCAGGAACUAAGGAGGCAGUUUCCUGGGAGCCAUAGGGUGAAGCGAUUAACUGGAAUGAGAUUUGAAGCUAUGGAAAGGUAUGAUGAUGCCAUCCAGUUAUAUGAUAGAAUUUUACAAGAGGAUGCAACCAAUACGGCAGCAAGGAAGCGUAAGAUUGCCAUUCGAAAAGCCCAGGGGAAAAAUCUUGAGGCCAUCCGAGAGCUGAAUGAAUAUCUGGAACAAUUUGUUGGAGACCAGGAAGCUUGGCAUGAACUUGCAGAACUUUACAUCAAUGAACAUGACUAUGCAAAAGCCGCCUUCUGCUUAGAGGAGCUUAUGAUGACUAAUCCACACAACCACUUAUAUUGUCAACAAUAUGCUGAAGUUAAAUAUACUCAAGGGGGGCUUGAAAACCUAGAGCUAUCAAGAAAAUAUUUUGCACAAGCACUGAAACUUAACAACAGAAAUAUGAGAGCUUUGUUUGGGCUUUACAUGUCUGCGAGCCAUAUUGCCUCCAAUCCAAAAGCAAGUGCAAAAAUGAAAAAGGAUAAUAUAAAAUAUGCCAGUUGGGCAGCGAAUCAAAUAAAUAGAGCCUACCAGUUUGCAGGUCGCAGUAAGAAAGAAACUAAAUACUCCCUGAAAGCAGUGGAAGACAUGUUGGAGACCCUGCAAAUCACUCAGUCUUAGGUUGGCACAAAGAGAUCCAAUAUUAAAUUUUCAGAUUUUUUGAUCAAACUUUAAUAACUUAUGGGUUAUGUUACUCCAGUGCUGUUAAAAAUUAAUUUUCUAUUGAUUAAUGUGGCUAUCUAAAAUUAUGUUUUCUGGUAAUUAAAAUGCCUAUUUAUUGCUGCUAUCUGAAAUGUGAUGAAUACCCACUGAAAUGAGUAACUUGUCAAAGCAGAUGACAUAAAGAAAUAUAAUGAGUUGCACAACAGUCCCUUUAGAUUUUGUAUGUACAGUACCUGCUUUUAAGCCAUAAUUUGUAGAAAUAAACUUGUUAAAUGACUAAAAGGAAUUACAGUGAUUUAUUGGACUUGUCAAUGGAAGCUACAAAUUUAUAUAUGGAGAUUAAUAACAUAUGUUAGAAAAUUUUAUCUUACUAGAAUAUUUAAGAGCUAAAGCAUGCUAUGGAUGUAUACUUUGUUAACUAUUUACUAUACAAGAAGAGAUUAUUUUGCACGAAUACAAUUUAUUAGAGGAAAACAUUAAUGAUUUUAUGAAUCGAUUGAUAAUCUGGUAUUGUAGAAAUGGAGAAAACUGUUUUGUGUACUUUUCUUUAGAGGGUCUCCUAUACUGGCUUAUGGCCAAAGACAUUUGUCUCCGUGGCUUUCUGGGCAAGUGCUUCCAUGUCUACCGAGUUCUCCAAUCAGUAAAUACAUGUGCUUUUCUUUUUUCUUUCUUUCUUUUUAACUCCUUCUGUGUCCUUUGUUGUACAUAUGUUCCACAUCAUGAAUUUAAAAACCAUCUGAACACAG
Coturnix japonica (Japanese quail) is the source of this 1774-nucleotide messenger RNA. RefSeq names its product ER membrane protein complex subunit 2 (gene EMC2). The record is from RefSeq and is a predicted model, not a curated record. Lineage: Eukaryota; Metazoa; Chordata; Aves; Galliformes; Phasianidae. Gene Ontology annotation, molecular function: protein binding.